Phyllopteryx taeniolatus (common seadragon) is the source of this 4397-nucleotide messenger RNA. It is a transcript of the gene msh6, whose product is annotated as mutS homolog 6 (E. coli). Gene Ontology annotation, biological process: mismatch repair. The record is from RefSeq and is a predicted model, not a curated record. The transcript is spliced from 10 exons. The coding region runs from base 135 to 4247 and encodes 1370 amino acids. Gene Ontology annotation, molecular function: mismatched DNA binding; ATP binding; ATP-dependent DNA damage sensor activity. Lineage: Eukaryota; Metazoa; Chordata; Actinopteri; Syngnathiformes; Syngnathidae. Gene Ontology annotation, cellular component: MutSalpha complex; nucleus.
CGCACGUCGUAGCCACGCCUUUCUUCCGACCCACUGUGUUUUACCGCGAACAUAGACUGGCUCGUGCUGCGUGUUUAUGGCGUCAGGACCCGAAGUUAGCAAACGCUAGGGAUUGUCACUGACAACGUUCUGUCAUGGCGAAGCAAAGCUCACUUUUCAAUUUCUUCUCCAAGUCUCCACCGCCGAUGUCUAAGCCGAAGCCUCGAGCCUACCCGUCCUCCGUCGACAAGUCCACCUCGUCUCCAAAAGAAGAAGCUAAACUACACUCGAGCAAGGCCACCAAAGUCAAACCAAAAAGUGUCGUUAAGAAUUCAAAAGGAGGAUUCAACAAACUGUUCAGUGACAAGGCGUCAACAGCCAAACAUGUGAGUUCCACAAGUGCAUUCAGUGCGGGUUCUCUUGUGUGGACAAAGCUGGAGGGGCACCCAUGGUGGCCAUGCAUGGUGGUACCUCAACCUUUGACCGGACAGCAGAUGCGAGGCCGUGGUCGGGCCCAGCGCAUACAUGUUCAUUUCUUUGAUGAACCGCCCACACGGGGAUGGGUCAGCGCCAAGUACAUCAGAGAGUACAAAGGUUCUGACAGUAGUGAUGCUAAAACUGGAGGGUUGUUUUUCAGUGGGAAGCCUAAAAUCCGCCAUGCAAUGGAGCUUGCAGACAAAGUAUUGUUUGAUAGCCCACAAAAACGAUUAAAGAUGCCUCUUUGCACAGAUCCCUCGGAUGAGGAAGAGGAGGAAGAAGAAAUGGAGCUUGAUAAAUCUACAGUGACUGAUGAUGAGAUCAGUGAUGAGGAUCAAGACAAAAAUGAGGAGUUAAAGUCAUCUGAGGUCAGUCCACGUCCAACACGGUCCAAGGGAAAUAAAGCCAAGCGCCGCCGCAUAGUCGUGGCCUCAGAUAGCGAGGGAUCCGAUGAUGAAUUCAAACCAGAGCAAGCCACAAGCAGCAGUGAGGACGAAGAAGAAGGAGUCACAGUGAGCAGUGAGGCCAAAGAAGCAGAGAGCCCACAAGAGUCUGAAGCGGAAAGCCCGAUUAAGCCUGUAAAGCGUAAACGUCCCACGGAGAAGCCUGCGAUUGCAAAGCCAAAGAUAGCCAGGACCCCUUCCAGUGCACCGAAACGAGUUCCAGCAUCUGUAGCUGUUGACACAAAGUCUCGUUUAUCUGUCUUUUCAGCCCAUGACAGCUUUGAAAGCCAAGCCAAUGGGUCAGCCACAGUUGGCGGAGCCACAAUUUGGGACCACGAGAAGCUGGAGUGGUUGCAGGAUCAUAGGAGGAAAGACAGUCAAAGGCGUAAAGUCACGGAUGAGGGAUAUGAUCCUACCACUCUGUAUGUGCCAGAAGACUUCAACAACAGAAACACUCCUGGUAUGCGUCAGUGGUGGUUUAUCAAAUCCAGGAUGUUGGACACCGUUAUUUUCUACAAAGUUGGAAAGUUCUACGAACUCUACCACAUGGAUGCUGUGAUCGGAGUCAAUGAGCUUGGACUGACUUUUAUGAAAGGGACCUGGGCACAUUCUGGCUUUCCAGAGAUUGGUUUUGCACGCUUCUCAAAUGUACUAGUCCAGAAGGGCUACAAGGUGGCACGUGUGGAGCAGACUGAAACCCCAGAGAUGAUGGAAGCCCGAUGUAAGACUCUGGUCAAGCCCACUAAGUUUGACCGUGUUGUGAAAAGAGAGGUGUGCAGGAUCAUUACGCGGGGCACCCAAACCUACAGCGUGUUGGAUGGUACUCCUGCUGAGAGUCAGAGCAAGUUUCUGUUAAGUUUAAAGGAAAAACCUGAAGAUGAAGGAAAGGGUGGUUGUUGCCGUUUCUAUGGAGUCUGCUUUGUAGAUACUUCUGUGGGCUUCUUCCAUGUUGGUCAGUUUCCAGACGACCGGCAUUGUUCACGUCUACGCACCCUGAUCGCACACUUUGCCCCUGCUGAAGUACUUUUCGAAAAGGGGAACCCAUCCGUUGAAACACGCAAAAUACUAAAGGCUUCUCUCGCUGCAGUGCUACAAGAGGGACUGAAUUCAAGCACUCAGUUCUGGGAUGCUCAGAAGACUCUGAAAACGCUUUCAGAGGAAGACUACUUUAGAACAAGUGCAGGCAAGGACCAUGGGACGGGGGGUAGUUUUCUCCCUGGUAUUCUUAAAAAAAUGACCUCUGGGAGUGAUUUGCUUGGUCUUACCCCCAAGGAGGGCUACGAACUGGCACUCUCGUCAUUGGGUGGAUGUAUCUUCUACUUAAAGAAGUGUCUUGUAGACCAGGAGCUACUCUCCAUGGCGAACUUCGAAGAAUACAUCCCUGUCGAUGUGGAAAUGGAGAAAUCUGCCAGACGAAAAAGUGUCUUUGCUAAGACACGCCAAUGCAUGGUCUUGGAUGGAGUGACUCUGGCAAACCUUGAGAUAUUUCAGAAUGGCUCUGGCGGUACAGAGGGAACGCUGCUCGAGCACCUAGACACUUGCUCCAGCCCCUUUGGAAAGCGGCUACUCAAGCAGUGGCUCUGUGCUCCUCUCUGUAACCCAAGAUCCAUCAGGGACAGACUGGAUGCACUGGAAGACCUGAUGGCUGCUCAAGCACAAGUGUCUGAAGUUUCAGACCUGCUUAAGAAGCUUCCAGAUUUAGAGCGCCUCCUGAGUAAAAUUCACAGCAUUGGCACACCACUGAAGGGGCCAGACCACCCAGACAGCAGGGCAGUUCUCUAUGAGGAGGUCACCUACAGUAAGAGAAAAAUAGCAGACUUUCUUUCAGCAUUUGAAGGUUUCCAAACGAUGCAGGAGAUUGUCAAUGUCUUUGCAGCAGUUACUGGUAACUUUCAGUCCACAUUACUCUGCAAAGUGGUCAGUCUUAAGAGUGACAAUGGUGGUCUUUUUCCUGACCUGUCUGCUGAACUCAAGCGCUGGGAGACCGCCUUCGACCACCAAAAAGCUCGUGCCACUGGUGUCAUUAGCCCAAAGAAGGGCUUUGACUCAGAAUAUGACCAGGCUCUGGUAGGCAUCAAGAGUUGCGAGCGAAAGCUACAGGAUUAUCUUGACCGACAGAAAAAGAGAAUAGGCUGUAAGAACAUGGCGUACUGGGGCACUGGGCGAAAUCGCUUUCAGAUGGAGGUGCCCGACAGCAUCUCUGAGAGGAAUAUUCCAGAAGAAUAUGAGGUGAAGUCGACAAAAAAAGGCUGGAAGCGUUACGUGACGAAGGAGUCUGAGCAGCUGUUCUACGAGUUACAAGGAUUUGAGGAGAAGAGAGACGCUGCUCUGAAAGACUGCAUGAGGAGGCUCUUCUACAACUUUGACAAGAACUACAGCAACUGGAAGACUGCAGUGGAGUGCAUGGCUGUGCUCGAUGUUCUAUUGGCCUUAACACGAUACAGCCAAGGGGGAGAUGGUCCAAUGACCAGGCCACAGGUGGUUCUCCCGGAUGGCGAUAAGCAAGUAGCACCCUUCCUCGAGCUCAAUGGUUCUCGUCACCCUUGUGUUACCAAGACAUUCUUUGGCGACGACUUCAUUCCUAAUGACAUCUACAUCGGCUGCCCCCGUGGCAGCAAGGAAGAUGACAUGCAAAAACGUCAUGCCUCCUGUGUCCUCGUCACAGGGCCCAAUAUGGGUGGAAAGUCGACUCUCAUGAGACAGUGUGGACUUGUGAUUGUGCUCGCUCAGUUGGGUUGCUUCGUUCCUGCUGAGAGUCUGCGUUUCACACCAGUCGAUCGAGUCUUCACUCGGCUGGGAGCUUCCGAUCGUAUCAUGGCUGGAGAGAGCACCUUCUUUGUUGAGUUGAGCGAGACUGCAUGUAUUCUGCACCAUGCCACCAAACACUCACUUGUGCUUCUGGAUGAAUUAGGAAGGGGCACGGCCACAUACGACGGCACAGCCAUCGCCUGCGCUGUUGUGAAGGAGCUCGCUGAAAAGAUCUGCUGUCGUACCCUCUUCUCUACACACUACCACUCCCUGGUGGAGGACUUCGCCAACAAUCCUGCGGUGUGCCUCGGCCACAUGGCGUGCAUGGUGGAGAACGAGUGUGAGGACCCAAGCCAAGAGACCAUUACAUUCCUCUACAAGUUCAUCUCUGGAGCAUGUCCCAAGAGCUAUGGCUUCAAUGCUGCUCGACUUGCCAGCCUACCAGAAGAGGUCAUUCAGUCAGGGCACAGAAAGGCCAGAGAGUUUGAGAAGAGCACCAUCAGCCUUAGACUCUUCAAGAAGCUCUGCCAGUUUGCAGAAGACCCCACACAGGACAAGUCCCACUUUGCUGCACUUGUUCAGAUGAUCCAAAGCAUAUAAUUUGGAAACCUGUUUUUGUUUUUUUCUUCCCCCCCAGCAUGUUCUAUCACACCGCAAUACGGUGUAAUAACCCUACACUCACGGUACACUACACUCCCUGCGAUCAUAUUUACAUAUGUAGUCAGUUCAUAUUAAACAACUUUUCCAGCA